Pistacia vera is the source of this 1947-nucleotide messenger RNA. Its product is annotated as probable arabinosyltransferase ARAD1. The coding region runs from base 336 to 1628 and encodes 430 amino acids. NCBI's taxonomy places the organism in Eukaryota, Viridiplantae, Streptophyta, Magnoliopsida, Sapindales, Anacardiaceae. The record is from RefSeq and is a predicted model, not a curated record. The transcript is spliced from 4 exons. Gene Ontology annotation, molecular function: glycosyltransferase activity.
AUCUGGCGGUAACAGAAAUGGAAGUGCCAGUGAAGGAAGGUGGCCUCGUCGUGGUGAUUACAUAAAUUAAAAUGAUUUUUUUGAUUAUAAUUAAUUAAUUAAUUAAUUAGUACCGGGUACCGCCCACAGCACUGGGCAGAGCACGUUAAAUGGCAUGGCUACAAGGUGAGUACAAUCAGUACUGUACAAUACCAUCCAUUUCAUAAAACAGGGGAGCAACUGUUCUUCAUUCCGUUUUGUCUAACUGAAAGAAACUUGGCCUUAUAAAGACGCCGGCACCUGCACCAAGGCGAGACUGUUGACGUUAGCUUUGUUAACGGCAAGAGGUCUCCAAAAUGUUUGGAAAAGUUAUAUUCUCUCUCAUUUUCGUCGCUCUUCUCAUCAUGACUUACUCAAUUUUCAUCGGGACCGUCGAUAUUCGAUCGUACUUUUUUCCGUUACUACAGUCGCCCUCCGCCGCACUCUCCUCCUGCGCGACAAACAUUGCUCCACUUAAAGUCUACAUGUACGAUCUCCCGAGGAGGUUCCACGUCGGCAUGUUGGACCACCGGAGUCCUGAUGACUUGCUAGUGACCAAGGAGAAUCUGCCGCCUUGGCCGAAUAAUUCAGGCGUGAAACGACAGCACAGUGUGGAGUAUUGGCUUAUGGCUUCGCUUUUGUACGACGGUGGCGACGGUGAAGAAAGAGAGGCGGUUAGGGUUUUGGAUCCGGAAAUUGCCGAUGCAUUUUUCGUGCCCUUUUUUUCUUCGUUGAGUUUUAAUACUCAUGGCCAUUACAUGACGGAUCCAGAUACCGAGAUUGACCACCAAUUGCAGAUUGAAGUUCUGGAAUACUUGCAUAAAUCCAAAUACUGGCAGAGGUCAGGAGGAAGAGACCAUGUAAUUCCUAUGACGCAUCCGAAUGCUUUCAGAUUUCUUCGAGAGCAAGUGAAUGCAUCAAUUCUUAUUAUUGUAGAUUUUGGUCGGUACCCCAGGAGCAUGUCUAAUCUGAGCAAAGAUGUGGUCUCCCCAUAUGUACACGUUGUGGAAUCCUUUUUAGAUGAUGACCCUCCAGACCCAUUUGAGUCUCGCACCUCAUUGCUCUUCUUCCGGGGGAAUACAGUCAGAAAAGAUGAAGGCAAAGUUCGUGCUAAAUUGGCAAAGAUAUUAACUGGCUAUGAUGAUGUUUACUAUGAGCGUAGCUCGGCAACAACAACGAGCAUUAAAGAGUCCACACUAGGGAUGCGUUCUUCAAAGUUCUGUUUGCAUCCUGCAGGAGACACUCCAUCAUCUUGCCGCCUAUUUGAUGCUAUUGUAAGCCACUGCGUUCCAGUAAUUGUGAGUGAUCGAAUUGAGCUCCCCUUUGAGGAUGAAAUUGAUUACACUCAAUUCUCGAUUAUCUUUUCCGUGAAAGAGGCUGUACAACCUGGUUACAUGGUUAAUCAGCUCCGACAAUUUCCAAAAGAGAGGUGGAUUAAAAUGUGGAGGCAUCUUAAGAGCAUCUCACAUCACUUUGAAUUCCAAUAUCCCCCCAAAAAAGAAGAUGCCAUCAAUAUGCUAUGGAGACAGGUUAAGUACAAACUUCCUGCAGUUCAUCUUGCUGUAAAUAGACAAAAAAGGUUGAAAGUUCCAGAUUGGUGGAGAAGGUGAGUUUUGAUCUCCAUAUGCGACACUGUACAUUAUAAUCCUUUUGCCUCGUUUAUGAUUGCUACCCUUUUAUGGGCGAGAGGCAGAGAUGGUCAUGAGUUUUUUAUCCCCAUUGUUGGCCGGCUUUACAGUUCAUAUAACAGAUAGAGCAUUUUACUUCUUUGACAAUGAUUGAUAACAACUUAGUGCAGAAGCGAGUUCUUAAUAAUUUAAUGACAUAGGGCUGUACACACACACAAUUCGGCGAGUCUUUUCCAACUGGCUGUAAUAAUGUCCAUAGAUUGUUCUAUAAUGUUUUUAAUGACAGGGAUAAUAUCCCAUC